Penicillium oxalicum is the source of this 405-nucleotide messenger RNA. RefSeq lists its product as uncharacterized. The transcript is spliced from 2 exons. The coding region runs from base 1 to 405 and encodes 134 amino acids. Lineage: Eukaryota; Fungi; Ascomycota; Eurotiomycetes; Eurotiales; Aspergillaceae. The record is from RefSeq and is a predicted model, not a curated record.
AUGACCAUUACCCUCGCCUGGGUGACGACCGUUCCCGGAAGUUUCUGGAACUGGUUGGACGCGCUCCGUGCAUGUUCUUCUGGAUCUUCGUUGGUGCACAUCACGUCCUGGCUGGGUCGCUUCAUACCGCUCCUUGAGUCUCCCCGUCCUCUGGGAUUCUGUUGGGCGUGCCACUUGGACAUUCGGCAAAGCAGGCGGGAUGCGGAGCCCUCCGUCGAUGCCUCCAAGAUGAUCUUUAGCGGGCCAAACACUCCAGUGAAGGGAGCAGAUCUGGGAAUCUACGGUGGUGGAAUGGGUCCAAACUACAGCUCUGUGCACUUGACGAUUCCCGAAGGUUGCCAAAUUGAUCAACGGACAGAUUUCGAGGGCACGAGUCCAAGGAACCGGCAGCUGCACUGCAAGUAA